AGAAGGAGCGCUAUCCUGCUGAAGAGUUUGCCCUCUCCUGUGUUUACUUUUUGUUUACUUUUUAUUGAAAGUAAUGUAAAUGGCUGUGUUAUUUUGGCGUUUUACUUUUUAAAAGUAAUGUAUUAAAAUCUUAAAACGAGACAAAAUGGUGGGCCUUUCGACUCGUUUUAAGAUAUAAAUAUAAUAUAUUACUUUUGAAAGUAAAAUAUACCCAUGAAUGCAUAUCUGUGAUCACGAUUGAAUUAAUUUUGAAAGACUUUUUUUUGUAGAAACCAUUUAUGAGUUUCACAUAUAGCUGCAUGUAGUUUGUAGCAAUUCUGAGCAAAGUACAGAGUGAAGAACAACAAAACUGCAAAGUCAUGGUUUUAUGAAUUAUGAUCGUCUGCUCAAAUUUUGCCUAUACGCUCUCACUGCACAGUGCACACACACACACACACACGCGCGCGCGCUGAAAACCAGGAAGUGUUUGCUAUUCGAGAGAAACGAAACGAAACUUAUUUCUCUGCCACUCGAGUUGUUGCUUUGAGAUCCACACUCUUUAGUUUGAUUAAAGCUGUACGGAGGAAAUAUUUGACUUUUUUUCAACAAUAUCAUUUUGCUAACAUUUAAAAAGAUUAUUUAAAUAUCAGUGUAACUAUUUUUUUAAUAAUCCUGCAGUCUUCACGUUAUAUCUUAAUAAGUGGCGCUUCGAUUCUUUUACGUUGACACACAAAACUUAAGCAUUUGGUAGACUUUUAGAUGUGCUCUUUAUAAAUGAUUUACAUGUGGAUUCAUAUUUCAUUAAUUAUUUUCUUCUGGCAGAGCAGUUUCUAUCUGCGGAGAAAUGUCUGAAUCAUCCUCGAGUCAGUAUGUGGAUCAGUUCAGCUGUCCAGUGUGUUUGGAUCCGCUGAAGGAGCCGGUGACGAUUCCCUGUGGACACAGUUACUGUAUGAGCUGUAUUACUGACUGCUGGAGCCUGAAGGAGCAGGGGCCGCCGUACCGCUGUCCCCAAUGCAGAGAGAGCUUCAGUCAGAGACCUCUACUGAAGAAGAACACUCUGAUAGCUGAGAUGAUGGAGACGCUGCAGAAGACGGCCCUACAGACGCCUGCUGCUGCUGCUGCUGCUGUGGACUGUGAUGUUUGCACUACAGAGAAGAACAGAGCUGUAAAGUCCUGUCUGCAGUGCUUGGCCUCCUUCUGCCAAACUCACCUGCAGCUUCACUAUGAGUCUCCUGCGUUUAUGAAGCACAAACUAGUGGACGCCUCCAGACACAUUCAGGAGAACAUCUGCCCCAGUCAUGGGAGACCGCUGGAGAUUUACUGUCAGGAUGAUCAUCAGUGCAUUUGUUGCAUGUGCACCGAUAAUCACAAAGGACACAAAGUGGUGUAUGUGGAUACAGAAUGGACUAGUAAAAAGAAAGUGUUAGAAGAGAUGAAGCUGACGUGUCUAAAGCUGAUCCAGGAACGAGAGAAAGGUCAACAGGAACUUAGUGAAGCUGCAAAACUUCUUAAGAGUUCAGCAGAUGAGGCGGUGGAGAAGAUGGAGAAGGUGUUCACUGAGCUCAUCUGCUCUCUGGAGAAGAAACGCUCUGAGAUUAAAGAGCAGAUCAGAGCUCAGGAGAAGACGGAGACAGAUCGAGCAGAGCAACUUCACCAACAUCUGCAUCAAGAGCUGACACAACUCAGAAAAACACAAGCAGAGAUCCACAAACUGCUCACUACUGAAGACCAGAUCCACUGUCUGAAGAGCUGUGAGUCUGUGUGUGUUUUACCCACAUUUGAAGACGUUCCCAGCUUCACUUCACACACUCAUCUGUCUUUUAAAGACCUUUCAAUCUCAGCAUUCAGAGAGGCUUUAGAGGACGCCUGUCAGACGCAAACAAACAUAUUAUUCAGAGAAGUGUCUAAUGUCCAUGUUGCCGAGCCUCCAGAACCUAAAAUGCAAAAUGAUUUUUUGCAAUACUUCUGUGAGCUACAACUGGACCCACACACUGCAGGCAAAAAAAUCAAACUGUCAAACACAAACAAAAAAGCGACCUACUCAGAUGCAGUCCAGCAGUACCCUGAUCACCCAGAGCGGUUUGAUUUCCCCUACAUCCUAUGUAGAGAAGUUUUAAACAGUCGCUGUUAUUGGGAGGUUGAGUGCAGUGGCAACAGUUGGGCUGUAGGUGUUUGUUACAAAGGAAUUGGACGCAAAGGAUUCACUGAUGAUUGCAGACUUGGCUUCAACAACAAUUCCUGGCGAUUGGGCUAUUAUCAGCAGAAUUUUAGUUUUAUACAUGAUAAAGCACUGCUCCGUAGUUUAACCAUCCGCCCUGCCUCUAGAAUAGGAGUAUAUCUGGACCACAGAGCAGGAAUUCUGUCUUUCUACAGCAUCUCAAACACAAUGACCCUCCUUCACAGAGUCCAGACCACCUUCACUGAACCACUGUACCCUGCGUUUCUAACUGACUCUGGUUCAUCCGUUUUAAUCCUAGAGAAGUCAGUUCACAAAUGCAAAAAAUAGACUUUGCUGUUAAUGUAUUCAGAGCAGUGCGCUUGUGUGUGCAUUUUCUUUUUCCUUCUCAUUUAGUUUUUAUUGCAGUUUUCAAAUUUACAUACAGGUGUAUUGUAUAUAGGGUUUUUCACAAUGGGUACACAAAACAACCAAACAUCAGAAUUCCGAAAUUGUAGAAAUAAAUGAAAUUAUAAAAUACCAAAACAAAUCCAUAAAUAAAAAAAUUAAUACAGAAGUUACAACAAUGAUUAAUUGACAUUAUAAAAACAAUCAAAACAAUACACUCAUCAUUGUUUUGUAUAUUGUCAAAAACAAAACUGAUAAAAUAGAUUUGUUGCUUUUUCAGGUACAAUUCAAUUGUGUACUUUUUUUUAAACCCAUGUUGUGGCACCCAGUCUACGCUUUCCUUUUUUUUUUUUAUUAUUACCUAAACUAUAUACAUAUAAAACUGUAAGGAUGUAAUUUUUUUUCUGUGAUUACAAAAAAAAAGAAGAAAUACACAAAAUAAAAUUCACCUCUUUCUGACUAUACAUUCUAUAACAAACAUGGUCUUAAUGGAAGAAUAUAUUCUACCCAUUUUCUCAAUGUCUCAUUAAACUCUUCAGUCUGUUAACGAUGAUUACUUGUUUGCCUCUCCAUCUUUUUCAUUUCAUAAAUAAUGUCAAACUAGUCACUAAUUUGAGGUUUUUUGAGCUGUAACCAUUUUUUGGAUACGUCUUUUUUGCAGGCUAUCAGCAAAAUUUUCUGCAGUUUUUUUGGUCAGAUUUUUCUUCUAACAUGCAGACUGUAAAACCCCAAAAGUUAAGGUAACUCAAACCAUUUUAAGGAAACCAAUUGCAACAAACUAUUCAAGUUCAAAUACUAAUCCUAAUAAGUACUGUGAACUUACACCAUUUAAGUAAUAGAAGCAAUUUGGGCACAGUAAAACCCGCUAAAUGAAGAGAACUCAACCGAGUACAGUAAAAUCCAAUAAGUUAAGGCAACUCAAACUGUUUGAAACCAAUU
Messenger RNA from Danio rerio (zebrafish), 3481 nucleotides. Lineage: Eukaryota; Metazoa; Chordata; Actinopteri; Cypriniformes; Danionidae. The record is from RefSeq and is a predicted model, not a curated record.